This is a messenger RNA of Trichoplax adhaerens, 1008 nucleotides long. RefSeq lists its product as uncharacterized. The coding region runs from base 1 to 1008 and encodes 335 amino acids. The record is from RefSeq and is a predicted model, not a curated record. The transcript has 6 exons. NCBI's taxonomy places the organism in Eukaryota, Metazoa, Placozoa, Uniplacotomia, Trichoplacea, Trichoplacidae. Gene Ontology annotation, biological process: microtubule-based movement. Gene Ontology annotation, molecular function: ATP binding; microtubule binding; microtubule motor activity.
AUGAGUUACAAUUGGUAUCUUAUAGACUUUCUGCUCAUUGUCAAUUUCUAUUACCAGAUUGUUACUCUCGAUGAUCCUCAUGAUGAUAUUGAUCCUAUUUUCGUUGGUAAAACGAAAAGAUCUCGAAGUAAACAGUUUAUGUAUGAUGCAGCAUUCGAUGAAGGAGCUACACAGAAAGAAGUUUUCUUAGGUACUACAAAGCCUUUGAUAAAGAGUGUUUUGGCUGGAUUCAAUGCUACAGUCUUUGCUUAUGGAGCCACUGGAGCUGGUAAAACUUAUACCAUGGUUGGUAAGGACGAUAAUCCUGGCAUUAUGAUAUUAACUCUACAAGACCUCUUUCAUCAAAUGGAAAUAACCCAAAAUGAAAUGCAUUAUCGGGUUAAAAUGUCUUAUAUCGAAGUUAAGAAAUUAUUACUGAAAGGCAAUGAGGAAAGAACCUGCGAACCCACAGCCGCCAAUAAAACUUCUUCAAGGUCCCACGCGGUAUUGCAAGUAACUGUAGAAAAGGAGGCUAAACUACGACAGCUAAUACAAAGAGUGGAAGUGGGUAAAUUAUUUAUGAUUGAUUUGGCUGGUUCCGAACGCGCUGCCAAUACCCAGAAUCGUGGUAAAAGGUUAAUGGAAGGUGCUCAUAUUAAUCGAUCUCUACUAGCUUUAGGCAACUGCAUCAAUGCUCUAAGUGAAAAUCGAGGACAUUAUGUUAAUUAUCGCGACAGUAAAUUGACAAGAUUGCUCAAGGACUCACUAGGUGGUAAUUGUCAUACUGUAAUGAUUGCUAAUAUCAAUCCGACUGAUCAACAUUUUGAAGAAUCAAGAAAUACAUUAGUUUACGCCCACCGAGCCAAGAAUAUACAAAUUCGUGCUAAGACGAAUAAAUACGAUGUCGCACAACACAUUGCAGAGUAUGGUCAAAUUGUUGACGAUUUAAGACAAGAAAUUACUAGAUUAGAGACAAAACUUCAUGAUUAUGAAUCGACCGAUCAUCCUCUUAUACAAUCAGGUAGUUAA